CUCUACUGUGUAAACGAGCAAUAAAACAUGCUGGCGUGGAGAUAGGAACGGAAAGUACAGCCUCAUUUCCAGAAGAGUGUAGCUUAGGUUAGGAACUACAUAAAAAAGUCAAAACCCGACCGAAAACAAAAGUACUAUAAUCUGACAGAAGAGAAAAAGAAAGCACACAGAGAACCAAAAAUAGAGAGGGCAUGGGCACCCUCUGGUUAUGGCUCUUCUCCUUCUUCUUCAUUCUUGGUCUUCUUUGCACCAUCGGUUUCCAGCUUAUUUGCUUGGUGGACCUAGAGUCUGACUAUAUCAACCCAUAUGAUUCAGCAUCUCGGAUAAACAGCUCGGUUUUGCCGGAGUUUAUUGCUCAAGGACUCUUAAGCCUCUUCUUUCUCCUAACAGGAAAUUGGGUUAUGUUUUUGUCAUCUCUCCCAUACCUAUGUUAUAAUGUGAGAUUGUACAUGAAGCAACAGCACUUGGUUGACGUAACUGAGAUCUAUAACCAGCUGAGAUGGGAGAAAAAGCUGCGCUUUUUAAAGCUUGCCUACCUUCUAUUCCUAUUCUUCGUUUCUCUGUUCUGGAUGAUUUGGAGUAUUGCAGAUGAACCUGAAUAAUCUGGAAUAAUUGCAUCUGACAAGCAUGCUGCUGUACUUUCGAUGGAUUACACUUGCCAAAAAGAAAAAGGAAAAAAAGGGGGGGAAGUUAGAUACAGUUUUUGAGUAUUAAUUUUCGGGAAGUCUGUAAAUUUGGCUGGAAUUCGGCAACUUGUGUCAUUGGUAGUGCCGUUGAUGCUCCACUUUUAUGCAUUGCAGGCAUUCUUUUUAUUGAUGUAUUAAGUUUUACAUUGAUACGAGGCAUGAAGUAACAAAAGUUAUGGAGGUCGCCCAUUGUGCUUUUCCAAGUGAUACAUGCAACAGUUAAAUAGAAAUGAUGAUCUUUUAAUUUGUUAGCAUAA
This is a messenger RNA of Quercus robur (English oak), 943 nucleotides long. RefSeq names its product protein cornichon homolog 4-like. Bases 192 to 602 code for a protein of 136 amino acids. The transcript has 5 exons. Lineage: Eukaryota; Viridiplantae; Streptophyta; Magnoliopsida; Fagales; Fagaceae. Gene Ontology annotation, biological process: vesicle-mediated transport. The record is from RefSeq and is a predicted model, not a curated record.